Messenger RNA from Guillardia theta CCMP2712, 4434 nucleotides. RefSeq lists its product as hypothetical. NCBI's taxonomy places the organism in Eukaryota, Cryptophyceae, Pyrenomonadales, Geminigeraceae. The record is from RefSeq and is a predicted model, not a curated record. The transcript has 32 exons. Bases 1 to 4296 code for a protein of 1431 amino acids.
AUGUUUGGAAGCGAUCUUAAGUAUGUUGCGGUCCAGAUACCUCCGUCCAAGGAGAAAUUGAGGAAACCUGCAUACUUAGUCGCAUUGGGAUCAAUUGGACUAGGUGCGGCGUCGUCAUAUGCAUACCAACAUUACCCUGACUGCAUUCUCGUUUCCCUGAGCUCGCCGAGCUCGGAAGACCCGGAGGCUCCCAAGGUAGUCCUUGGAUGUCUCACCUUCACCUCUGACAUCUGCCUUGCGGAAGAAAUAAUCUCAAAAACCUUCCUUGCGAUCCUGGCUACUUUGGAAAGCCAGGAGAUUGCAAAGAAUGCCCUCCGGGCCAGUGGUGUCCAGGAGGGUCAGAUGGACUUGCUAACGAUUGCCCGGUACUGUCCUGGGGGACAACAGUCUUUCCCAUGCCCAGCACAUUCUGACAGCCCAGAGGGCGCUUCCGAGUGCGCAUGCGUGGCCGGUUUCCACGGAACGACGCAGGAUGAUUGUCAAGUAUGCCCCUCUGGAAGCUACUGCUCCGGAAACAACAGCAUUGCGGUGUGCCCGCAGCAUUCUGAGAGCAAGAGCGGGUCUACAUCUCCGAAAGACUGCACCUGCAAGGCUGGAUACUUCGAGCCUUCCAAGGCGUUGGCCUUGAACAUCCCCCCUGAGGAGAAAGCAAUCUUCAAUGUGUUGACAACGCUGAAAGGCAGCACGUCAUCCAAGGACUGCCAGUGCAAGCCCGGCUAUUUCUUCAACUCCAACGGCCAGUGCCAAACGUGCCCAGCUGGAUCCUACUGCUCAGGCGGAAGCAACAAGGCUGAAUGCCCGUCCAACUCCAACAGUCCCGCCGGAUCAUCCUCCAUACAAGACUGCACCUGUAACAAGGGCUUCUACGGUGCGAGAGUGCUUGGGAAGGUCAGGGAGGUGCUGACGGUCUAUGGUUGGCAGCGAUGCUCUGAGCACGUCCGUGAGCGACUGCAAGUGCGAGGCUGGCUUCGUGCUCAACUCCAACGGCCAGUGCCAGUCGUGCCCAGCAGUGAUCCUGGAUCUUCUUCGAUCGAGGACUGUGUCUGUCAUGAAGGAUAUCAUGGUUUGCUUCUCAGGCUCCUGUUCUUGGGGCAUGACUGUCUUGGUAUUGCAGAAGAUGACAAGCACCAGUGCAUAUUGUGUCCAUCUGGAUAUUUCUGUCCUGGCGGCAAACGCGUGCAAUCUUGCCCGCAAGAUUCUGAGAGUGCGCCCGGAAGCAGCAAGGCUUCUUUCUGCAUGUGCAGCGCUGGGUUCGAGCAGAGUUCCUUCAACAAGGACGUCGGGCCAACGUGUGCGCCAUGCCAAGUGAACUCUUACUGCCCGGGGUCUUCGGUUCGAUCCACUUGCCCGUCACAUACCCAGAGCGCCGUUGGGAGCAUCUCAACCAAAGACUGCAAGUGCAAGCCUGGCUACUUCCGCAACUUCGACGGGCAGUGCCAAACGUGCCCAGCUGGGUCGUACUGCUCAGGUGGAAGCAACAAGGCUGAAUGCCCGUCCAACUCCAACAGCCCCGCCGGAUCUUCCUCCAUACAAGACUGCACCUGUAACAAGGGCUUCUACGCUCGAUACCAGCAGGGACCUCAGUGUGCGGCCUGUCCGAAGGACUCCUACUGCCCAGCCAACGGAGCACGUAACUACUGCCCGACACAUUCUCGCAGCGAUGCUCUGAGCACGUCCGCGAGCGACUGCAAGUGCAAGCCCGGCUACUACCGCAACACCAACGGCCAGUGCCAGAUCUGUCCUCGUGGAUCCUACUGCUCAGGCGGAAGCAACAAGGCUGAAUGCCCGUCCAACUCCAACAGUCCCGCCGGAUCAUCCUCCAUACAAGACUGCACCUGUAACAAGGGCUUCUACGCUCGAUACCAGCAGGGACCUCAGUGUGCGGCCUGUCCGAAGGACUCCUACUGCCCAGCCAACGGAGCACGUAACUACUGCCCGACACAUUCUCGCAGCGAUGCUCUGAGCACGUCCGCGAGCGACUGCAAGUGCAAGCCCGGCUACUACCGCAACACCAACGGCCAGUGCCAGUCGUGCCCAGCAGGAUCCUUCUGCCCAGGUGGUCAGAACAAGGUUGCCUGCCCAGACAACACCGACAGAUCGUGUCCUGGAGACUAUUUCUGUCCUGGAGAACGGGUUCAAAAGCGAUGUCCAGGACACACUACCUCAAGUUUGAAUGCAAAAUCAGUGACCGACUGCAAGUGCGACGCGGGAUAUGUCAAUGCUGCAUUCAGCAACCCUGUGAACUGGUUCUACGUAGAUGCAUCCUCUUGGACGGAUGCAAAGGCCAAAUGCGAGCAAGGAUCUGGCAAUCUUGCAAGCAUUCAUGACGCACAAGAAAUGACCGCAUCCGCUGCUGUCUGCUCCACCACGCCUUGCUUCAUUGGCAUGUAUCGCUCGAGCCCCUCGUCAGCCUGGGACCUCACCCAAGACCAGCCCAAGGGGAAGGGGGACGCAGUCGCAUUCUUCAAUAAUCGAGGAGACCACUGGCGCGUGAUCUCCUCGAGCGAGAACCUCAAGUACCGAGGCAUCUGCAAGAAGAAGGACGUCCCUCCACAGGUUCCGGAGACCGUUGCGCAUUUCUCAUCACUGACCAGGCCUCUCUUGCAGUGCGUUGAGGGACUCAAUCCCAAGCAGCUGGGCAUGAGGCCGGGUUUCCAUACUCAGAUCUACCACCUCGGGUCUUCUCUCUCCAUCUUCCCCAAGAAUCGUGUGCAGUCCCGGAUCCCGGAUGCAGAAGGCACCCAGCGAUACAUUCAAGAUUACAACAGAUACUCGUUCUACGACGUUGACCGCUACAUGCCAAACGACUACAUCGCAGGCCUGUGGUACGGGGCGAUCAUUGUCAAGCAGAGUGGAACAUACACCUUCUACACCCAAUCAGACGACGGGUCCAACCUUUAUGUCGACGGGAGGCAGGUUGUCGCCAACGAUGGUCUGCACGGACCUCUCAAGCGGGAGGGAAGCAUCUUUCUGAACCAAGGGGUACACUUUGUCAAGGCUGAGUUCUUCCAGAAUGGAGGAGGGAUUCAGAUGCUCGUGAGGUACAGGGGCCCCGACACUCAGAACCGCGAAGUCUAUGUGCCGGCGUACCACUUUGCCAAGAGCUUCCCUGUCGCUAAGUCGGACAGGAUAGUCUCGUUGCAGAAUCGGGACUACGCUACUCUCAGUCAGACAAGGAUGGGUACCAGCAACCAGUGCCCAAGGCGGUGUCAGACACGGUACUUGUCAGUUCCCAACGGAUGGGAGAUCGCACCGAACAACGCGAUCAGCAAGAGCAUCAUCAGCAAUCACUGGUGGGAAACAGAUUGUGUCAUCCUCUCAGAUGGGAGCUCCUGGUGGACUAGGAGGUGGUCGCGCGGCGGACAAUUCUGCGGCAACAACGUGCUCCAAAGGGACUCCUACGGCAGAGUGAGGACAAACUCGUGCAACCGACAGAUUCUCAUCGUGCGAUCGAACAAAGUUGACUUCCCCACCAUCGAGUUCGAAGGCUUCAAGUAUGCGACCCUCGGUGGAAGUAAGGUUUGCCCCGACAAGACCUGUUACUCCACAUGCCAGCAGAGUAGUCUCCAGAUCCCCGAUGGCUGGCAGAUCGCCAUCAACGACGCCAAGAGCAUCUACGUUGCCAGCAUGUACGGCUGGGAGACUGACGGGGUUGUUCUCGCCGAUGGAUCAGCAUACGGCACCAAGUUCUCACAAAACCGAGGUGAGCUGAUCAGCAAGAACAUGCUCAAAAGCUACGGUUCAUCCUACCAGCCGGUUUCUUGCAACCUCCAGGUUCUGAUUCGCCAUCGAGAAGGGCUGCUACCGGACCCUUCCAACCUGGGCCUCCGGAGUGGCUUUCAUGGGAGGUACUGGCACUUCUCGCAAGGGAUCGGGACGAUACCUGCUUACGUUGAAAACGUCAAACCGAACACGGAGGACUCUCUGCUUGCAAUCGACUUUUCAAACUAUGGAAACGGAAAGAAACCAUUGGAUACACCGUUUCCCCAGACAAACUUCGUUGCUAUCUGGACUGGAAUCAUUGCUGUGCGAGCGGAGGGAACAUACACGUUCCAGACUAGCUCCGAUGACGGCUCGAACGUCUAUGUGAAUGGGGACCUGGUUGUCAACAACGGAGGUCUUCAUGGUAUCCGGACCGUCGACGGUCAGGUGCGUCUACCAGUGGGAUAUCACUACGUAAAGAUAGAUUUCUUCAAUGCCGGUGGGCCGUACCAGAUAGUUGUCAAGUGGAAGGGUCCCCAUGACAGCAGCUUUCAGCUCCUGGGCGCUUUUCAUCAUGCAUCGAUUUCCUCGUGAAGAAACUUUUCAGUGAUAACAAACACAGCAGGACAAACUUGGCGAGCGGAAGAACAGGCUGAGAGGGAGGAUCGGUAGUGACGCUAGGCUGUUAUUCAUCGACUUUUGACACAUUAAAGGUUAUUUGUAGCUUCUGAA